Molecule: messenger RNA, 2696 nt
Organism: Alosa sapidissima (American shad)
Lineage: Eukaryota; Metazoa; Chordata; Actinopteri; Clupeiformes; Clupeidae
Product: protocadherin gamma-A11-like
Exons: 2
Coding region: 235-2631 (798 amino acids)
Biological process (GO): homophilic cell-cell adhesion
Cellular component (GO): plasma membrane
Molecular function (GO): calcium ion binding
Source: RefSeq, a predicted model, not a curated record
UUAGAGGUACCUCCCCAUAACGUCACAGUGAAUCAAAGAAAGAAAGACAGCCUUAACCCGUAUCCGUAUUCGGGAAAACACCUCAAGUCGGGCACUGUUUCUUUCGUUGCAAGUUGAUACCUUGGUGUAAGACAACGGCGCUACACAGAGCUAUAUUGGAAUACAUGGCUAAUUGGAUAUCUACGUUCUGCUGACGGGAAAGGCUGUGUUUUGGACUGAAAUCUGAAAAGAAAAAUGUCGACCAGGACAAUGGCGCGGAGCAUACUGGUAUUAGUGGUGAUGUUCGAUCUCUGUUGUGUGCACGGGCAGGUCAGUUACUCCAUUCCAGAAGAAAUGUCGAAGGGCUCUUUAGUAGGUAAUAUAGCGCAAGAUUUGGGCUUAGAUAUAAAACGACUGAAAACAGGCAAGGGCCGAAUAUUCACGGGUGACCAGGCAGACUAUAUUGCGCUAGACAAGGACAGGGGCAUCCUUCUGAUCAAAGAGAGAAUAGACAGAGAAGCGCUGUGUGGGCAAAUAUCGCCAUGCGCUUUACAUUUUCAGAUAAUUCUUGAGAACCCGAUGGAGUUAUACAGUGUGACGGUAGAAAUUACAGAUAUUAACGAUAAUGCUCCCAGUUUUGAAAGGAGUGAAAUGAAAUUUGAGAUAAGUGAAAAUGCUGCAAUUGGUGCUCGUUUCAUGUUGGAGAUAGCAGUUGAUCCGGAUGUUGGUACAAAUGGUCUCCAAACCUACACCCUAAAUCCUACAGAUAAUUUUCAACUGAAAUUAAAUCAGCAGCCAGACGGUGGGAAGACAGUCGAAAUGGUUCUCCAGAAAUCUCUGGACCGAGAGAAAAAUGAAGAUAUGACGCUGGUGUUCACUGCAGUUGAUGGAGGAGAACCACAGAUGUCAGGGACCGUGAAAAUACACGUUACUGUGUUAGAUGUAAACGAUAAUGCCCCAGUUUUUACGCAGCAGAUUUACAAAGUCUCUGUAAAUGAAAACUCUCCGAAGGGAACGCAAUUGACCACAGUAAGCGCCACUGAUGCUGACAAUGGCUCUAACAACAUAGUCACCUACUCUUUGUCACGAAGCGCUGCUAGUAUAUCCGACAUGUUUUCUGUAGACAGGCGUAAUGGAGAAGUUACGUUGAUCGGUCAACUGGACUAUGAAAGAACACGAAAUUAUCAGUUUUUUGUUGAGGGUAAAGAUGAAGGGGGGUUUUUAGAUUCCUGCAAAAUUAUUGUGGAUGUUAUAGACAUAAAUGACAACAGUCCAGUUAUUAGCACUAUAUCUAAGUCCAGCACAACAGCUGAGAAUGCCCCACUUAAUACAGUAAUUGCUAUGAUCAGCGUGAAUGAUCCGGACUCCGGCAAUAAUGGCCAGGUGAGCUGCAGUAUCAAUGAACACAUUCCAUUUGCUAUCAAGCCAUCGUCUAAUCGUUUCUACAGCAUAGUAACUGAUAGUGAAUUAGAUCGGGAGGAAAACUCUGAAUACAACAUAACUGUAACAUGUUCGGAUGAGGGUGUACCCUCCCUCUCCAGCCGCACAGAUUUGUCUUUAAAAAUAACCGAUAUAAACGACAAUGCGCCUGUGUUUGAAAAGAGCUCGUAUGAGGCUUAUAUUUUAGAAAACAACACACCGGGCCUGUCGAUUUUCACUGUUAGAGCGCGAGACGCAGACUGGAAUCAAAAUGCUCGCGUGUCAUACAUAUUAGAAGAGUCCUCGAAUAACGGAGUGCCUGUGUCGUCUUACGUUUCUGUUAAUGCAGAGAGUGGUGUAAUUCAUGCUGUGCGGUCAUUCGACUAUGAGCAGAUUAAAUCAUUCACAUUCCACAUAAAAGCGCAGGACGGAGGCUCUCCACCACUGAGUAGCAAUGUUAGUGUUAAAAUAAUAAUACAAGAUCAGAAUGAUAAUGCACCCCAGGUUCUAUAUCCAGUGCAAACGAGCGGAUCUUUGGUCACUGAGAUUGUUCCUCGUUCAGCUGAUGUGGGCUAUCUGGUCACCAAAGUGGUGGCUGUUGAUGUGGACUCUGGACAGAAUGCUUGGCUCUCUUAUAAACUCCUAAAAGCGACAGACAGAGCCUUGUUUGAAGUUGGUGCACAGAAUGGAGAAAUAAGAACCAUUCGACAAGUAAAUGAUAAAGAUACAGUGAAGCAAAAGCUCAGUGUUGUAGUGGAGGACAACGGACAGCCCUCUCGCUCAGCUACAGUCAAUGUUAUUGUGGCUUUGGCGGACAGCUUUCCUGAAGUCCUCUCGGAGUUCAAUGAUUUUACGCACGACAAGGAAUACAAUGACAACCUGACUUUUUAUCUCGUCUUGGCCCUGGCUGUUGUUUCUUUUCUCUUCAUCGUGUCAAUAAUAGCCAUACUGUCAGUCAAAUGUUACAGAUGGAAACGUGACAGGAUGUUUUAUAAAUCCAACGGAAAUCUACCGGUUAUUCCGUAUUACCCGCCCCUUUACGCAGACGUAGGGGGCACAGGAACUCUACAGCAUGUGUACAACUACGAACAUUACAGAACAACCGACUCCAGAAAGAGUGAUCUGAAAUAUGUCAGACCUUGUAAUCAAAGCAUCAUCAGUCUGGAUAACACUGAAAUACAGACUCUACCGCAUGCGCACGGCGAGAAACUGAUUGACGACUCUGAUCAGUGAAAUGCUACAGGUGGAGACGAGAGCGGAUGUUUUAUAAAUCCAACGGACAUCUCCCUGUUAUACCG